Messenger RNA from Cucurbita pepo subsp. pepo (vegetable marrow), 2506 nucleotides. NCBI's taxonomy places the organism in Eukaryota, Viridiplantae, Streptophyta, Magnoliopsida, Cucurbitales, Cucurbitaceae. The record is from RefSeq and is a predicted model, not a curated record.
GCCACUUUCAAGUUUCAUGAUCAUCGACCUCUAACUUACCGAAUUGAGCCCUAACCGCAACUGCAAGCUUGCCGUUUAGAUUCUGAUAUUAGGAAUAAUCUCUUCUCCUUUUAGAAUUGAAAUUCUCCCAACUCCAAAAUGAUCUGAGUUCCCUGCGAUCCAUCCCCGUGUUUUGUCCAUGGCGAUCCAAUUUAAGUUCAGGAGCUCGGUGAUCUUCGACUCGGUGGAUAUCGAUGGCCGACCCUCCAUAUCAAUUGGCGAUCUUAAAUCCAAAAUUAUUCGGAUGAAGAACCUCGAUACCUGCCAAAACUUUGAUCUCGUUUUCUCCGAUGCCCGUACCGGCCAAGGUAUUCCGUCAUCUCUCUGCCGCUAUUGGUUGCAUGAUUUGGUUGACGAGAAAUUUGAAAUUCCUAGUGGUUCAUGCGUGAUCAUAAAGAGAGUUCCUGCGGGAUCAGUUCCUUCCAAUGUUGUACAUCACGACUUGUUUGGGAAAUUUCAAGUCAAAGACACUGACAUGGUUAAUUCAUCUCAUCCAGUGAAGGCUGAGACGGACAAUUUUGAUGAUUUUGGUGUAGACUUAUACCCUAUUCGCAAAAGAACAUCAUCAAUUUCUCUCAAUCAUAAAAAAUAUGAUGCUGUUAGACAUUAUAAGGAGACUGAAAGAGGAUAUAUUGAGCCUGAAGGAAGUGGCAUUAGUGAGGCUAUUCAAAGAGAUUCAAGUCAUGGUACAACAGUUGGAGGAACUGAGCUGCAAACAAACAUAAAAGUUCAUAUUGGCGAGGGAAUUGGUUUGGAGAAACCAGUUGUUGCAAUGGCUUCAGUGAAUCAUGAUUGUGAAAUACCGCCAGAACUGAAGUGUACUCUUUGCAAAUCACUCUUUGUGGAUGCCGUUAUUAUUGGUUGCUGUAAGCAUAGCUUUUGUGAGAAAUGCAUUCAUCAUGUUCUACUGCGAAAGGCAAAGUGCCCUAAUUGUGCCUCUACUAAAAGUAGACUAGAAGAUUUGUUGCCGAAUUUAUCUCUUAGGCAAAAUGUUGCUGAUUUCCUUGAGUCUCAGAUCCUGAUGGGCAACCCAGACAAUGCCAUUCAUCAUGAUGCACCAGAUGAAGAAUCAAGAAUUGAAGGAGAGGACAUGCCAUUUCUGUCUUAUGCUACCAGUAGGGGUUGUAAUCAAGAAGUGGUGGAAGACAUCAAUGACUCAUCAUUAAAAAGAAAUAUGGUUGAUGGAGCACUAUUUGGAUCGGGCCACCCUGAAAAAUUUGGUGGUAUGCCACAAGACCUUCAUCCUUUUGAUGAUUGCCAAGGGGAAAGUCAGCCUGUUUUUGGGGAUUUUAAGCAUGGGUUGCUGAUCAACGCCUCUGAUAUACCGGGAAAAAUCCAAAACCUUGCAGAUUUUAGAAGACAAAAAAAGCGUUGCCGUGCUUGUUACAUGUGUGGUUCUCUGGACCAUCUCAUUAGAGACUGUCCAGUUGCUUCAAAGCCACAUCCCAUGCCUCUAAUGGGAGCUACGCCAUAUUAUGCAUCACCUUGGCAUCAUGUCAGUUCCUUUUCAAACCUGUAUGGUUGUGCCAUGCCUUUCAAUACAUCAACGGUACCUGAAGCAAAUUCUUACUGGGCAUCUCUUUAUGGUGGAUAUCCUGCCCCAAGUGGAUAUGUGGGCAUGAGAGACAUGACUGCUCCACCACUCCGGAAGAUUGAAGAGUUCUGCGGUGGUUAUUCACAAUCCACAGACGUUAGUGACACUAAUAAAAGAGGGAUGAUACCUGAUAAUCGUUCCAGGAGGGCAAUGGCUUUCAUCAAUGAGGAUGGGUGCGAGGGAGAAGAUGAUGUUGCUAAAUAUAGAGGCCUUCAUGAGUGGGAUGGAAAAUCAAGAGACUAUAGAAUGCUCGAAGAAGAGGAACACCCACGUCGAGAAACUGCCAACGACGAAAUAAAUUGGCUGUAUGACGAAAAAAGGAAGAGUUCCCGUUCUUCUAAAGAUGCUAUGAUCAAUCAAUUCAACGGGAGAUUAGGCCUGGACACAGAAGGCUUGCCUUGCAACACCAAAGUAUUGACUAAGGAGAGGUCUGAACAUCACCAUAGAAGCUUCCGGGAGGUUGGUGGGAGGGCAGAUGAAUGUUGCAGUCAUUUUAGCUCGAAUCACCACAAAAAAUGCAAAUUGAAAGAAGAUAAAACCAAUGUGGUCGAGUUCGACUUAAAGCGACAAACAAAGAAGCAUCCUAACGACUCAAAGUUUGAUUUAGAACAAAGCUUUCCCAGAUCGAGAGGUUCUAAGCACAAUGCGCUCACUCAAGAUCAUCAUCGGCAAAUGGUUUGCGAGCCAAACGAUAAUCGUGUCCAUAAAUAUAAACAAAGAAGGCAGUGAAAAACUACAGAUCUGAAUUCCAAGUUUGAAGUGUGGAAGCAAGCAAGCAAACGAGUUCUUAGUUCAUGGAUGUAAGCUAUGGUAUGCCAGAUUUUUGUAAGCAAAGGUUCUUGAAGAAGCAGUUGAAGGUACGUUUCUUUCGGA